UUCCCGCCAUCAUAUUAUCAGUUCUCCCCCUUGCAGACACUCCUUGAUUGAUCAACAUGAGACCUGUAUCUCCUAACAUCCACUUUAGAUUCUCAUUUCCCUCCGUCUGUUUCACUCUCGCUCUUUUUCUCCGUCUAGGUGUACGCUCAGGACGAUUCGAAGAAAAAAAGGAGAAAACGGUUGUUCUUACGUCAUUCAAUUGAAGGAGAUUCUGAAUAGAUGUUUGUCUCAAAUCGAGAACAGACAUUAACAAAAUGGUGCGGGAUCUGUGUGGUUUGUGGUCAAACCAGGCGCAGCAGCAACCACCCAGAUUUCUCAAGUGGAGGACCUCCGAUGCGUUCAUCUGCUUCGUGGUUUGCUUCGCCGUCUUCACGGAUGUCUUCAUGUAUGGGUUGAUUGUGCCCGUGGCCCCAACGGCCCUGCGUGAUAGAGUUGGGAUGUCCGACGCCGAUGUUCAAUCGUGGCAAUCGACCUUGCUGUCUCUUUACGGAGUAUCUUUGUUAGCAGUUUCACCCAUCUGUGGGUACCUGGCCGAUAAAUUCCAGUCGCGAUGGUGGCCCUUUAUUGGGGGACUGGUGGUUCUCGCCGCCGCCACUGCUCUUCUUUGCGUCGGGACGAAUCUUGCUUUAUGGAUUGUCGGGCGUCUCUUUCAAGGAGCAUCUGCCGCGGUUGUGUGGACUGUGGGAAUUGCGCUUCUCGUUGAUACAGUCGGGCAGGAAUAUCUGGGCCAAGCGUUGGGAUAUCUGGGAAUGGCGAUGACCAUAGGAACAAUGACCGGCCCGCUCCUGGGAGGAGUCGUCUACGGUGCCGGGGGCUACUAUGCUGUUUUCGGGAUGUCGUUUGGCAUAAUCGCAUUGGAUGUCAUCUUUCGACUCGCCAUGAUCGAGAGGAAGGACGCACUCAAGUGGCUGCAGGCCGAUGGCCGACCGAUCGUCCCGGCAGAGAAGCAAGGAAGUGGCAGCGACUUGGAAACUGCUGUUUCACCGGCAGCCUCUGAGGGCCUGAAAGGUCCCCCGCACGACUGCCACGAGCAGGAGCGCUCCUCCUCCGCCUCGACCGACGUUGGUUCUGCGAAGAAACGGCCCAGCACCAUGCAUACACUCCUGACCUCGGGCCGCAUGAUGACGAGCAUGUGGGCGUAUUUCAUCCUCUCCCUCGCCCUGACGUCCUUCGACAGCGUGCUGCCGCUGUUUGUCGAGCAGAAGUUCGGCUGGGGCCAAACCGGCCAAGGGCUCAUCUUCAUCGCGAUCUCCGUGCCGCAGAUCCUCGACCCCGUGGUGGGGUACAUCAUCGACAACUACGGCCAGACUCGACGGUACAUGGCGACUGGGGGGUUUCUUGUGGCGGUGCCGGCUUUGGCCUGUCUUCGCUUUGUGACCGAGAACACGGUGGGCCACAAAGUGCUCUUGUGUGCGCUUCUUGUCCUGAUCGGGGUCUGCGUGUGUCUGAUCAUGUCCCCGGUUCUGGUGGAGGCGACCUACUACGUGCAGGGCCGGGAGGCGGAAACGCCCGGGAUUUUCGGGGAGGGAGGGGCCAUUGCGUUUGCGUACGGGGUCAUCAACAUGGCGUACGCGGUGGGGACGAUCAUCGGGCCCUUUUUCGCGGGCUUCAUCAAGAACGAUGCCGGUUGGAGCACGAUGAGUUGGGCGUUGGCGUUGAUGUCCGGGGUGACUGGCAUUCCUACCUAUAUUUGCCUGCGGGGCACAGUGCGCGACGGGGCUUCUUCCAAGGUCGAGUCGCCCUGAUCCAGAGGGCAAUGGUGAUUUCGUGCAGUGGUGGGAAGAAAAUGUGAUAUUUUGGGCGGUGUUUUGGGAGUUGAUGCCUUAUAUGACUAUAUACGAAUCAGCUAGAUUGGCUUGACUAAACUUGAUAUAAUGAUAACUACUCACAGUGA
Messenger RNA from Aspergillus brunneoviolaceus CBS 621.78, 1894 nucleotides. Its product is annotated as MFS transporter. Gene Ontology annotation, biological process: transmembrane transport. The record is from RefSeq and is a predicted model, not a curated record. NCBI's taxonomy places the organism in Eukaryota, Fungi, Ascomycota, Eurotiomycetes, Eurotiales, Aspergillaceae. The coding region runs from base 255 to 1745 and encodes 496 amino acids. The transcript has 5 exons. Gene Ontology annotation, molecular function: transmembrane transporter activity.